Molecule: messenger RNA, 827 nt
Organism: Colletotrichum navitas
Lineage: Eukaryota; Fungi; Ascomycota; Sordariomycetes; Glomerellales; Glomerellaceae
Exons: 3
Coding region: 210-560 (116 amino acids)
Source: RefSeq, a predicted model, not a curated record
CCACGCCACGCCACGCUACGCCACACUGGCCCGGGCUAAUUGAUCUGUUGCUGGCCGCCCGGUCCGUCUCCAUCUUGCUGGUAGCGUGGGGUCCGAACCUCCUUCUUCUAGUAACGCCCAAAGCCGCGGCGCUUCUUAACCUCUUCUAGUUCGCUGUCGCGGGUCAAGGUACGCGAUGCCCUGCGUGGCAACCGACGGGCUGGGUUCGAAUGUCGCAGCUGUCAGAGCAACAAGAGCGGCUGCCGCCAGGGCCGAGGUAUGGGCUUCCGUCCAACUCUAUCAAAUGUCUUGAGCAGGCCGACAGCGACUGGGACAACUGGGACGAACUCGCAAACAAGUGUGUGGAUGGCAAAGCUGCCCACGUUUCCUCGGAGAAGUGCAGGAAACGCAAGGGCGCAUCAUCGUCGUCCAAGAGCCGCAAGAACUAUAUUAGAUGGUCUGAUUCUGAUGAUGGCUCUGGCAACUCGGUUCUUGACUCGGAUGGUGAUGAGGAAAACAACCCCGACAACGAGAAUCAAUGGCCUAUAACUAAGAGCAGGCGCCAGCGUUCCAUCUCUUGAGCCUUGGCAUUUCUUGGGCCUUGGCAUCCUCCUUCACGAACCGAGCUCGACGCAAACAAGUCACGGACCCUCCCAUCUGGCAGAUGUCUCGGACGAAUCAGCCAACAAUGCGGUCUAGAAGGAUUCAAAGAGCGUCUCGUUGGCUUGGGAACGCAUUGUUCGCGAGGGGAUCCCAUUCAAGAUGAUGACACACUUGCCUGGUAUGAGAGACUAGGUAGCCGAGUUGGCCGUUUUUUCCAUCCGUAUUUGGCGGGUCAAUCAAUGAAC